AUGCCCUCCAAAGGUGGCAACGGUGGCAACAAGGGCGCGAGCGGUGGCGCUGGCGGCAAGGGCGGUGGCGGCGGUGCUCAAACGAAGACCCCGGCUGCUGGCAAGCCCCAGGCGGCCCCGGUGAAUAACGCCAAACCCAAGCCCGCUGCUGGCGGCGAUGCCGGUGACGCCCCCAAGGCUCCCCCCGCCCACAAGGCCUAG
Apiotrichum porosum is the source of this 201-nucleotide messenger RNA. RefSeq lists its product as uncharacterized. The transcript is spliced from 2 exons. Lineage: Eukaryota; Fungi; Basidiomycota; Tremellomycetes; Trichosporonales; Trichosporonaceae. The record is from RefSeq and is a predicted model, not a curated record. The coding region runs from base 1 to 201 and encodes 66 amino acids.